AUGACUAUACCAGUCGCCGCAACUCCUCAACCACAGCAACAAUCCCAGUAUCAGCGGCAACAAAAUUCUCCUCGUCGUAACUACAAUCUUCCGAGACAACCAAGACCUGAGAAGGUGUUUGAUCCUAUUCCUAUGUCUUAUUCUCAAGUUCUCCAACAUCUACUUAAACUCAAGUUGGUUAAUCUGAGAAAUAGGCUGGCUCCUUUUGAGAGGCUUCCUGCAAAUUACAAUCCUAAUGCUCGGUGCGAAUUUCAUUCUGGUGGUGUGGGUCAUGAUGUGGAGAAUUUAUUUGCGUUGAAGUAUGCAACACAAAAUUUGUUGGACUCAAAAUCGAUUCAGUUCACUCAAGAUAAUGGGCCCAAUUUACCAUUUGUUAAAGAGUAUUUGGUUAAGGAUGAUGUCUAUCCUGGUUGUGUUCCCGAAUGUAUCAAAUGCAAGAGUCAGCCAGAAGGUUGUGAUGAUCUGAAAGCAGGAAUUCAGAGUUUGAUUACCGAAGGGUUUUUACAGUUUGACAGAAUUGGGAAAGAUAAGAAGAUAGAAAAAUCUAGUGAGAAGGCAGUGACAUGGAAAUAUGGUUCUGAUGUUUACUAUCAUGGGAUUAAUGUUCCUCAGCAAAGAGCAGUGCCCAGUGCUUCUUCCUCCCAAGAAGUUGAAGAGUUGUUGAGGAUAAUUAGAAAAAGUGAUUAUAAAGUUGUGGAUCAUUUGAGUCAUACGCCGUCCAAGAUUUCAAUUUUGUACUUGCUAUUAUGUUCUGAGACCCAUAGAAAUGAUCUUGUGAAGUUGUUGUGUUACGCUUUUGUUCCUCAAGAUAUUACAAUUAAUCAGUUAGAAGGGGUUGUGGAUAGUAUAUCAGCAGAUAAUGGCUUGGGUUUCACAGAUGUUGAUCUCCCGCCUGAAGGGCGAAACCAUAAGAAAGCUCUGCACAUUUCCAUGGAAUGUAAAGGUACUACUUUAUCUUGUGUGCUGGUGGACACUUUAUCAUCUCUGAAUAUGCUACCAAAGUCGACUUUGAUGAAGAUAGACUAUGUGGGUGUUGAAUUACGUCCGAGUGACUUGAUAGUCAAAGCUUUUGAUGGAUAUCGAAGAGCAGUGUUUGGUGAAGUGGAUUUACCUGUUAAAAUUUAA
Molecule: messenger RNA, 1125 nt
Organism: Lathyrus oleraceus (garden pea)
Lineage: Eukaryota; Viridiplantae; Streptophyta; Magnoliopsida; Fabales; Fabaceae
Exons: 4
Coding region: 1-1125 (374 amino acids)
Source: RefSeq, a predicted model, not a curated record